CUGCCAUAUGUCGCAUCAUCGCAUGUCGCGCUCAGAGCAAAUUUGAUUUUAGGUUGCAUUGUGCAUUUUAUGGAUUAUUUUAUGAUAAUUUUUAAUAAAAAGUAAUAUUAGUGAGCCAUUUAAUAUUUAAGAAUAUUUUCUUUAUUGUUGUGUAGUUUGCGAGUGUUUCGUUACUAUGGAUGACGACAACAAGGAUAGUAAACGCAAGAAAAAUAAACAUGAUGAGGAAGAUGAAUAUCGCAAAGAAAGGGGGCCUAAAAGAGCACGAUCUCGGUCGCGAUCGCCGGCCGAUCGUCGUGACAAGGAGUCCAGGCGGAAACGCAGGCAUUCACGGUCAGAAUCUCCAGAGAAACGUUCUAGAGCAAAUAGGCAACAAGACGAGGAGGCAAAGGAACCAGAAGUAAAAAAGGAGGCCCCUGUGCGAAAAAACAAAGAAACAGACAUGUUAAAUACAAGAACUGGUGGUGCUUAUAUCCCUCCAGCGCGCCUUCGCAUGAUGCAAGCACAGAUCACAGAUAAAUCGUCAAUGGCUUACCAGCGUCUAGCCUGGGAAGCUCUAAAAAAAUCUAUACAUGGAUUCAUUAACAAGAUUAACGUAGGUAACAUUGGCAUUAUUAUUAAAGAAUUGUUGAAGGAGAAUAUAGUCCGUGGGCGAGGUUUGCUGUGUCGUUCUGUGAUCCAGGCACAGGCGGCGUCUCCUACAUUCACUAACGUCUAUGCGGCCCUAGUAGCGGCAGUCAACUCUCGUUUUCCCAAUAUCGGAGAGUUGCUACUGAAAAGAUUGGUAAUACAGUUCAAGAGAGGAUUCAAACGGAACGACAAAGCUAUUUGUAUAUCCUCUGCUUCAUUUAUAGCUCAUCUUGUGAACCAAAGAGUAGCACAUGAAAUUUUGGCGUUAGAGCUAUUAACAUUACUUGUGGAGUCACCAACAGAUGAUUCUGUGGAAGUUGCCAUAGCCUUCUUGAAGGAGUGUGGACAGAAACUAACUGAGGUAUCGUCGAAAGGUUGCAACGCCAUCUUUGAGAUGUUGAGGAAUAUUCUUCAUGAGGGGCAGUUGGACAAGAGGGUGCAGUACAUGAUUGAGGUGAUGUUCCAAGUGUGGAAGGAUGGGUUCAAAGACCACCCUGCUGUGGUUGAGGAGUUGGAACUGGUGCCUGAAGAGGAGCAGUUCACACAUCUCCUUAUGUUGGAUGAUGCUACAGAUGCUAUGGAUAUUCUGAAUGUUUUCAAAUUUGACGAGAAAUAUGAAGAGAAUGAACAAAAAUAUAAGACGUUGAGCAAAGAGAUUCUUGGUUCUGAUGCUGACACAGAUGAUGAAGACGGUUCUGGUGAAAGUGGCAGCGAAGAUGAUGAUGAAGAAGAAGAGGAAGAAACUAGUGAAGAACAGAAAAUGACAAUCAUAGACAACACGGAAACAAAUCUGGUUGCUCUGAGGAGGACUAUUUACUUGACUAUCAACUCCAGUUUGGACUUUGAGGAGUGUGCCCAUAAACUCAUGAAGAUGCAACUGAAGCCUGGCCAAGAAAUAGAGCUCUGUCACAUGUUCCUUGACUGCUGUGCUGAGCAGAGAACAUAUGAGAAAUUCUAUGGCCUCCUAGCACAACGGUUUUGCAACAUCAAUAAGAUCUACAUAGGACCAUUUGAGGAAAUCUUUAAAGACUCAUACAGCACCGCUCACAGACUGGACACAAACAGACUGAGGAAUGUAAGCAAGUUCUUUGCUCAUCUUCUCUUCACGGAUUCCAUCAGUUGGGAAGUGCUAGAAUGUGUUAGGUUGAAUGAGGAGGAUACAACAAGCUCCAGCCGUAUUUACAUCAAGAUUCUCUUCCAAGAGCUGGCGGAGUACAUGGGUUUGAAGAAACUGAAUGACCGUCUUAAAGACCCGACCCUGCAGGAGGCCUUCCAAGGCGUCUUCCCGCGAGACAACCCUAAAAAUACGAGGUUCUCCAUCAACUUCUUCACCUCCAUUGGCCUGGGUGGACUUACUGAUGAGCUGCGUGAACACUUGAAGCAAAUGCCAAAGAACGUGCCGCCCCCGGUGACGGAGAUCAACCUGGACAGCGACUCCAGCUCCGACUCCAGCAGUGACAGCAGCGACAGCAGCUCGGCCUCCAGCGAUUCUAGCUCCUCUAGCGAAUCAGAAGACGACAGCAAUAAGAAGAAAAAGAAAAAGGACAAGAAAUCUAAAGAGGGUAAAAAGAAAAAUAAAGAUAAGGCGCCUGAAACUCCGAAAGACCCUGAACCUGCUGAUAAAGUAGAACGAUGGGGUCACGAUGGUUUCUACGAUACCUAUGGGAAGGAUGCUCGGCGGGCUGACCCCAGACAGGAGAGAGAUGGCGAGUUCCUCAGACCAUUUGACAGACGUCCGACCAGACCAGAUGAUAGAAGGAGCAGGGAUGAACGUAACGGCGAUAGCCGCCAAGAAGAGAGGAGGCGCAAUGACAGGGAAGACGACAGGCGCAGGGAUGAUAGAAACGAAGACAGGGAAGAUUCUAGAAAGAAACGUGAUGAUAGAGACACACGUCGUGACGAUGACUACAGAUCGAGAAAAGAAGAAGAUCGUCCGAGGAGAGAAGAAGAUAGAAGUAGGAAAGAAGAAGAUAGAAGUAGAAGAGAAGAAGAUAGAAGUAGAAGAGAGGAAGAUAGGCCUAGGAGAGAAGACGAUAGGGCUAGACGAGACCAGGAUAAACUUAGGGAUGACGAUAGAUCAAGAAAAGAGGAGAAUAGGUCUAGGAGAGAUGACGAUAGGUCAAGAAGAGAAGAGAAUAGGUCUAGGGGAGAUGAUGAAAGGUCAAGAAGAGAGGAGAAUAGGUCUAGGGGAGAUGACGAUAGGUCAAGAAGAGAGGAGAAUAGAUCUAGGGGAGAUGACGAAAGGCCUAGAAAGGAGGAGAAUAAGUCCAGAGAUGAAGACAGAUCCAGAAGAGACGAAAACGGGUCUCGUAGAGAUGAUGAUAGAUCUAGGAGAGAUGAAGAAAAGCCUAGAAAGGAUAAUAGGGAUGAUGACAGAUCUAGACGAGAUGAAAAUAGAUCAAGGAGAGACGAAGAAAGAUCUAGAAAAGAAGAGAUAAGGCGAGAGGAGAGUGAUGACGACCGAAAGAAGAGAAACAAGAAAAAUAAACGAGAUGACCAAAACACGGAAUCUGAAGAGGAUUCUAGGAGUAAAAGCAAGAAAUUAAAAAAUAAAAAGAAGAAAAGUAAAGAGUCUGACAGUGAAGACGAUUCGAGGAGUCGACGUCACGGGAAAGAGAAUAGAAAUAAAGAUACAGACACAGAGUCAAGCAGUAGUAGCAGUGACUCUGAUAGUAGUAGUAGUGACUCAAGUGAUGACGGGCGAAGCAAGAAACGGGACAAAAGGAAAGGUAAAGGAAGGUCUAAAAAAGAUAAAACCAAAUCAAACGACGACGCUGGCUGGGAUAUUAGAAGAGCAAGCAGCAUACGCCGGGAAGUUACAGUCGGGCGUUACUGGGAUAACUGAAUAAAAUAGAGUGCAUACAUAGUUAAAAAAAUACGGAUACUUAUUACUUUUACAACAAUUUUGUUGUAUAUAAACAGCCUAUAGCCACUGCUUGGCAUUUCUUGUGUAAUUAUGAAUAAAAUCUUGGACAAAA
Pectinophora gossypiella (pink bollworm) is the source of this 3608-nucleotide messenger RNA. RefSeq names its product pre-mRNA-splicing factor CWC22 homolog (gene ncm). The record is from RefSeq and is a predicted model, not a curated record. Gene Ontology annotation, cellular component: catalytic step 2 spliceosome. Gene Ontology annotation, biological process: mRNA splicing, via spliceosome. The coding region runs from base 176 to 3475 and encodes 1099 amino acids. Lineage: Eukaryota; Metazoa; Arthropoda; Insecta; Lepidoptera; Gelechiidae. The transcript has 5 exons. Gene Ontology annotation, molecular function: protein binding; RNA binding.